Drosophila innubila is the source of this 4177-nucleotide messenger RNA. RefSeq lists its product as uncharacterized. The transcript has 4 exons. Lineage: Eukaryota; Metazoa; Arthropoda; Insecta; Diptera; Drosophilidae. Bases 1022 to 2251 code for a protein of 409 amino acids. The record is from RefSeq and is a predicted model, not a curated record.
UUCAGUUUCAGCGCAGCGCUAGCCGGUGAAGGGUGAUGAUAGUAAUACGUACAUAGUAGUAAUAAGUUGGCGAGCCGAAAAGUCUGCCACUGAGAGCAAUGCAGCAAAGUGCAAUUGCAGUUUCAAGUGUGUUGUGUAUCGUGUUGUGCAAAGCAAGUGAUCAACAAAACUACACAGGCAAAUAAAUGUAUACGAUAAAAGUGGAGAAUCAAACUAACAUUAAUAUUUACUGUUGUUUUAUCGAGGCUGCUUUGACUCCUGUCUGGCCGUGGGAUCCUGUUGAAGAACUUUUGCUUCCGCAAUACGAGACCGAAAAUCAAUAAAUUCGUGCUGUAUAAGUUACGGCGAAAGGUGCGCGCUCACUCGGCUGUUGUUGUGUUCGGCUCUCGGAUACGAAUAUAAAGCGGCAGCAUUUUUUUCUUGUUGUUGUUGUUUCUGCUGCUGCUCCUGCUGCGCUGGGUGGGUAGUGCAAAGCGGUGUAGAUUACAACAAAACGUCGCGCAUGAAACGUGACUGAAAUUAUUGCACAAAAAGGAAACGGCGCUUACACGCGCCAAACAGGCGUGCGUAGGCGGCAACAGUAAAUACGAGAGAAAGAAACCGAGUGCUUAGGUGAGGGAAGAAGAAGAGAGAAAGAAUAGACAGAGAGCGCAUUGAGCUCUCGCGUAAAUCAGGAAGCAAAAGUAAAGCAAAAAAUAACAAACAAAAAUACAUACACCGAUGGCGAAUAAAUAGAAACCGAAACUCAGUGUAAAACGUAACAGCAAAAAAUGUACUAGCAAUGUAGUGAUAGUAGUAGGAAAUCAGUGUGAGAGCGAGAGGACCCCACGGACAUCCAAACACCCAUACAAAACGGGCUGAACGGUGACGUCGCAGUUACAGUUGACGUCGACGUCGUCGUCGUAGUAAGUUUUUCAGUGUUGUGGGUGCAGCGUCGCGUAAACACGAACGUGUGUUUGUGCGCGAGUGUGCGUGUGGAAUGUGUAAUACAUAAAUAAAAUAAGGCGAAUAGCAAAAAAUCAUGAUAAAGUUUGUUAGGCACAAAAGUCGCGAGAAUUCAUUAAAGGCAUCGAAAAAUUUUCUGCGUAAAAAGCGUGAAUCGAAUGACUCUGGCACCGAAUCUGAUGGUGAACUCCUCGAUGUGGAAAACAAACGUCACUUAGACGUGGAUAUGGAAACUAGUUUGAGUUCCUGGACGGAUGCAAACUCACCUACAACCGACACUGCAUGCUCAUCCGAGUCUUCAGCCAUUGCUGCUGCUGCAAUGAUGUGUCACCAUCAGUCGUCGUCGUCAUCCUGCGCCCAUCUUAUGUAUGACCAGCAUAGUUCCGAGGAGGAGCUCGAGGUGAUUAAUGGGCCAUCAGCGGUGGCUGCUGCCGAAGCAGCGGCAGCGGCGCAUACAACUACAGCCACCAGUACAGUGGCAUCCUCGUCCUGUGCAUCGCGUCUAUCGAAUCGAGGUUGCACCUCAUCUCUGGACACGGAGGCCCCAUAUGAUGAGCGUGCGACAACGUCGUCAAACUCGAAGCGUUCCAGCUCAACGCUAAUGGUUGAGAAUCGAAAGCGUUCGCUGGCUCACAGCUCUGAUGAUGAGUUGCGCAACUCGCUGGAGCCCAUUCUGACGCCCGUGAAUUUUCGUACAUCGCCGCCAUUAGAGGCAUUUAAGCCAAAUCGUAGCCAUAUGAUGUUCCGCUCCACAACGCCACUGAUAUUAUCGGAGGCCAGAUGUGGCAUCGAAAAUAUUAAAUUAUGUGAUAAUAGUGUAAAUGAGGAGAACGGUGACGGCAACAACGGAAACAGCAACAGCAACAAAUGCCCCAAACUUGCAGCUGGCGGAGAAGGAGGCAACGAGAACGAGCCGAGUGGGAUUAAGGCCUGCAGCAGCUCCUUAAAGAUGAGCAACAGCUCGCAUCAUAUUUACCAGCCGCAGCCCAAGUAUAGUUUCCACUACAACAGCUCCAGGAGUAGUCCGGCCUCCACAACCGGACUGGAUAUGGAGGUGCGUUCGGUUAGUCCGCCUGCGAAGUUAUUUCAUUGCGCCAUUUCGCCGCGUCGACGUCCCAGCAAUAAUGUUGCUGCUGCUGCUGCAGCUGGAACUGGAGCAGGAACAGCAACAGGAGCAGGAGCAGGAGGAGCUGUAGGUGAAACCGCGAAUGCUGCCGUUACCGUUACCGCCGCCGCCACACAGAGACUGCAGCGGCCGCAUCGGCCGUGUUUAGAUUUUGAUAAGAUGCAGCAGGUGAGUCUCUAAUGCAGAGCGCGCUAACAGCGAAUGAAAAGGAAAAGGCAAAUCAAAGACUUUUUAUACAAACAACAACAAAACCACAUCAACAACAACAACAAUUGCAAACUGUAAGAGAGUACCUAAGCAACUAGUGUUGAUCAACGAGAGAUUUACAUACGAGAGCGUUGUACAGCACUGGCCAUACAAUUAGGCGCACACUACACGAUCAAACGGCAUGACGAACGCGUCAGGCAACAAACCGCAACCAACCAACAGGCAUACAAUAAACAACAACAACAACAACAUCAAUAACAAUAAAAACAAGCAGCAAGAAAAGAUAUCAAAUCAAAUUACAUGAAGCUAAAAAUAAUUGAGAUUUUAAACAGAAAAUAUGCUAACAAUGUAACAACUAACAAUAAAAGCAGCUAUUUUUUCACAAUUUUAAACCAAAAAUACAAAAGAUAAUAACAAAUAAAUGAACAAAAAACAAAAAAAACACGUCAAGUUUGCAGCGAUGUUUAGAUAUAUGUAUAUGUAUAUGGAUAAAUGUAUGUAGUAACUACAUAACUGUAAAUAUUGUAUUUGUGUGCGUUAACAAAAACAAACCGAAACAUUUUUGAAAAUUGUCAGCGAAUAUUUUAAUUUUUUUAGAAACGUUUACGUCAAGUCAAACAUACAAAAAAGAAAUAGAAACUUAAUUAGAUAUUAAAAAAAAAAAAAAUAAAAAUUAUGAAAAUGUGGUGUGAUGUAGAACGAAGACUCGAAAUCUUUAAAGAGCAAAAUUAUAUUUCUAUAAAUUGUGUAAUGUGCAAAGCAAGAAUGGGAAUAAGCGAAUUGUGAGCGGUUAGUGGGAGCAGACGGAGGAGGAGUAGGAGAAAAUAGCGUAGCAAACACUGGGGACAAACACAAGACAGCAACAGGCAACAAUAGCAAAUAACAAAUAAAACAACUAACAAACAUUUAAAACUUUUGUAAGCAACAGCAGAGAAACUAUGUAUGUUGGACAGUUGGAGAACAACCAGUUGAAAGCUAUUUUAUAAACAAUAUUUAAAAUUAUCCUAAAAACUAUUAAACAAAAAAACGAAAAAUUAAACAAUACCAAAAAGCUGCCAUCAAUUAAAACCAUUCAUAUAUUGUACGUAUUAAAUAUCCUUUGUUUACAAUAUGAUUGAUGACAUUGAUGAUAAAACAAUAAACGCAACAAACAAAAACAAUUGGGAAAACAUUUACAGGUGCAUAUGUAUGUGUAUUAACUUUUCUUUGUCAGCUUAUGUAAACAAACAUAAAACAAAACGAAAAACUUUAAACAAAAACCAAAACAACCAAUAAUAAGACCAUAUUAAAUUUUAAAACAACCGAUCGAUAUGAGAAACCAAAAGAAAUACAAGCAAAAAAAUAAGAAAAAUAAAACAAAAACCAUAAUUGUGUGCAACCAUAGCAAGCAGAACAUGCAACAUACAUUUUUAAGUAUAUAUAUUAUAAAUGAUAUUCAAAGUAAUGCUAAUUUUAAAUCAUAUUUAAUGUGAGAAGCAAGCAAGAUUUCUGUUAACUCCAAAAGUAGUUGAAGAAUUUCGUAAUAUGUAUUUUCAAUAACCAUACCCAAAACAUAUAGAAUUACACACACACACAGACCACACAAAAUGUUUCACACACUACCUACCAAAACAGCAUAAUCCACACCACCAACUAAAACUUAAACAAAAUCCAUCAAAGAUCAGGCAAGUCAGGAGCAAGCUGGAGAGGGGAAAUGCAAGGUACUAGGCAUGCAGUUUUCAUCAUUUUUUAAAUUAAUUAAUUAACAAACAAACAAAAUGAUAUGAAAUUAAAUUAUAUUAUAUAUAUAUAUAUAUAUUAUAAAUGGAGAAUGGAAGAUAUCAUGGACUGAGCGUAUGUUAGAGAGCAAGUGAAGAAACCAAUACUAGGUUCUAGUUCUUAAGUUUAAAGUGAAAAAAA